UCCACUUCCACUUAAAUGUGGCAUAAAGCAGUUUUUAAAGAAGUCCCCAAACUAUAGUGUGGAACUAUGGACACAGCUCAUGAGCUGGACUCUGGAGUCACUAUGGAAUAUGUGAACAUGCCUGUCUUCAGGACUGUGGUGGUGAAGAGAGAAUUUGGAGGAAAGCUAUUGAAGUGUGUUGUGGUGGGCUUUGGACUGCUGUGUAUUCUACAAGCCACUCUCAACAUCUCACUGCGUCUCUACUCUCAGACACCUAAGACAGACGAAAGAGAGAAAUUCAGGAAUUUAAUGGGUGAAUACAUACAACAGGGCUGGCUGUAUUUCAACAACACUUUCUACUUCAUGUCUUCUACUAUGAAAUCCUGGAAGGACAGUAGAGAUGACUGCCUGCAAAGAAAUGCGGACCUGGUGGUUAUCAACAGCAGAGAAGAACAGGAGUUUAUUUCAAGAUGGCUUGAUGCGCCCUGGAUUGGACUGAGAGGCACAGAGGGAAACUGGGAAUGGGUGGAUGGUACAAACAUUACUUUAAGUUUCAGUUACUGGGCAGUCGGUGAACCCAACCAUCUUAUUGCAGGUGAAGACUGCGUAGCCUGGCACAACAAUUGGAUUGAUGUGCCGUGUUAUGAUUUAAACCUCUGGAUCUGUGAGACGAAGACACUAGAGCUUUUGACUACGUUUGAUCCUUUGCCACUUGGCUGGCGGCGUUUCGGCAACAGUUUUUACCUUUUUUCUGAUACCAAGAAGAACUGGGAGGACAGUAGAAAGGACUGUAAGCAAAGAGGCGCCGACCUGGUGGUCAUCAACAGUGACAAAGAACAGGAGUUCACUUCAUCAAUAGGAAAACACUGGAUUGGACUGAGUGACAGGGAAAAAGAGGGGGAAUGGAAAUGGGUUGAUGGGUCAGGCUUAACUUUUCGGAACUGGGGAGCAGAUGAACCAAACGGGGUCGAUGGAGUGGAAGAGUGUGCAGAACUACGUUGGAGGACGCCGCCCAACUUGUGGAAUGAUGCCUUGUGUAGCACAACAAACUUCUGGAUCUGUGAGAAGGUCGCUGGUAUGGAGCCUCAGGAAGGGGACCUGUACCCAGAUGAUAAAAAUGAUGGCCAUUCUUGGGGAUCCUUGGUUCCUAUGACCGUCUUCCUAUCUGUCGUGGCCAUGCUCAUCAUCUGAAAGAUGAAGAGAGAGACCUGGCUCUUGGAACCGAUCCAUGACCGGUCUCUGGCUCCAUGGGCCCCAUCCCCUCAUUCUCUGGUUGGGUCCCCGUGCCUUGCUCCCCCGAGGUCCACAACGCUGGCUUUUACUCUCCAACCAUCCUUCACCCAGGCUUCGUCUGUUGACCUUGUUGUUUAUUGCGUUUGGUAUCUAGAAGUUGUUUUGAUUGUAACAUUUUGUUACUGUUAUUUUAAUGAUAUUAAACAAUCUUUUAAUGUUAAUGUCUCCAGACGCAUUCGCAGUGUUUUUUUCCUACUUCUUGGCAGGUAUCUGUGUACAACGUAUGUGUGCCUGAGGUAGUGAGAUGCUAUUAACGAUACAGUAGGGUAGAUGACAUUACAUACAGACUCUGUUUCUACCUCGUGCUCUCCCUCUCGCCUAAUACUUCACAAUCAAACAUUGAGUGUAAUAGAUAAAAAAACCGUGAAGCACUCAUUGAUAGGAGGGUAAACAGAUUAUUUGCAAAAGUCAUUAAAAUAUUGCUAACUA
Gadus morhua (Atlantic cod) is the source of this 1701-nucleotide messenger RNA. RefSeq names its product macrophage mannose receptor 1. Lineage: Eukaryota; Metazoa; Chordata; Actinopteri; Gadiformes; Gadidae. The record is from RefSeq and is a predicted model, not a curated record. Bases 67 to 1170 code for a protein of 367 amino acids. The transcript is spliced from 11 exons.